Messenger RNA from Phytophthora infestans T30-4, 750 nucleotides. RefSeq lists its product as uncharacterized. Gene Ontology annotation, cellular component: plasma membrane. Gene Ontology annotation, molecular function: G protein-coupled receptor activity; cAMP binding. The transcript is spliced from 4 exons. Gene Ontology annotation, biological process: adenylate cyclase-activating G protein-coupled receptor signaling pathway; cell surface receptor signaling pathway. The record is from RefSeq and is a predicted model, not a curated record. The coding region runs from base 1 to 750 and encodes 249 amino acids. Lineage: Eukaryota; Oomycota; Peronosporomycetes; Peronosporales; Peronosporaceae.
AUGGAGCAAGUGCAGGAGGUGCUGCUGUUGGUGGCUUCGUGCGUGUCUUGCGCAGGAUGCGGCCUUUUGCUGGCGACAUGGAAGCGCGUGGAAGCUCCCAGCUACGUUAGUCGCCGCAUCGUCACGUCACUGGGGCGUGCAGGGCUCGUUACCUCCAUCGCCUUCGCCAUGUCACUCGUGGUGAAUGGACUUGGACAGAACUACCGACACCAUGAGGGUCUUUGCUACGCGCAGGCGUUGACGCUACAAUACUUUUACCUGGCGUCGUACUUUUGGACGGCCUGUUUCGCCUUCCAUCUCUACCAGGUCAUCGUCAAGCGGAACGAGUAUCCGGAGGAGUUUCUAUGGGUUUAUCGCGGUGUUGGAUGGGGGCUUCCGGGAGUGAUGCUGGUUUAUCUUGUGCUUCGCCAGUUGACAGGGCAUCUCGGGGUUGGCGGGGCUGACCGGCGCUGGUGCUGGAUUGCGGUGCACACUACACAGGAAGAUGCAGGAGACGAUUCGCUAGUCUGGCGACGGGAAGGUGCGAUGCAACAGCUUUCGUUGUUCUACUUGCCUGUCCUCUGUGUGUUCGUCUUCAACGUGGGCGUCUACCGCACCAUUCUCAAGUUCCUGCAUAUGGAUCCCAUGGCAUCACGCUUCCGAGAGAAGGUGAAACUCUACGUGGGCAUCUUCUUCUUGUGCUCGAUUUGGGGAAUCAUCCAUCGGCAUCGACGACUCGCCCUUGCUGCCCCAAGUCGUCGGAGCAUUUGA